AUGGCACAAUCAAGCUGCACCAAUGUGCUAGUCACCAUGGCUCCUUGCUUAAACUAUGUGACAGGCAGUUCAUCGACCCCGUCAUCAUCAUGCUGCUCCCAACUUUCUAGUGUCGUCCAGAGACAACCACGGUGUCUUUGCUCGGCGCUCAAUGGCGGUGGCAUGUCAUUGGGCAUUAGUAUCAACCAGACGCUUGCUCUUGCACUGCCGGCUGCUUGCAAUAUAAAAACUCCGCCGGUCAGCGGGUGCAAUGGUGGAGUAUCCCCUGCUGGUUCUCCUGAAGGUUCACCAGGUAACAAAUACUUGAUUGUGAAACUAGCUUACUCUUUAUAA
Molecule: messenger RNA, 333 nt
Organism: Morus notabilis
Lineage: Eukaryota; Viridiplantae; Streptophyta; Magnoliopsida; Rosales; Moraceae
Product: non-specific lipid-transfer protein-like protein At2g13820
Exons: 2
Coding region: 1-333 (110 amino acids)
Biological process (GO): lipid transport
Molecular function (GO): lipid binding
Source: RefSeq, a predicted model, not a curated record